Messenger RNA from Seriola aureovittata, 2625 nucleotides. RefSeq lists its product as uncharacterized. The record is from RefSeq and is a predicted model, not a curated record. The coding region runs from base 783 to 1271 and encodes 162 amino acids. The transcript is spliced from 6 exons. NCBI's taxonomy places the organism in Eukaryota, Metazoa, Chordata, Actinopteri, Carangiformes, Carangidae.
UCUUCCCAAACACUCAAUGUUUUGAUUCAACUAUUUUCAAUUCAUUGCUUUAACCUGUGAUUUUACCACACAAGUGAGCCAUAGAGUAAACUCUAAAACUCCGUCGGACUUACUUCCGGUACCAAGUAAUUGAUUUUCUUCUUGCAAACAGGAUGUAAGAGGACGAUGGUUCCUGGACACCGGCCUGAUAUUAAGGAGGAGAUCCUAGUAUUUUACUUACUAACUGCGGACUGUAAUCAGAGCCAGGUGUGGUUCACUGACGCCAUCAUGUUUUUCUCGUCUGUAUUUAAAUCUGAAAUGGCGCCACACGCUCAAUCACUGCAGCCGUGAGGGCACUGAGUGCAGAGCCUCGGGGUUUCCCCUCCACUUCCUGCUCAACCGUCUGUUAAAGGUGUUAGUUUCCCCACCGUGGUUGUAUUAUUUCAACCUAACAUGUUUUAUAGUAGGCCUACAUCCACGUUCCCCACAUCGAUGGUUCCUCAGUUUACUUUUCUUACGCUGUUAUUCACGUGACUCUGUUUAGUCUGAGACGAGACACACAGGAAAGGAAAGAGUGAACCAGCAAACAUGAAGUCCAGCUGCAAGUGACACAACAUCCAUAAAGUGACGGUCAAAAUUCAUAAGCUGCAGCUAAAAGCCAUGAACUGCAGCGGGAAGUGAAGUUUUCCACAUGACCCAUGCACUCCCCUUUUAAGCCCUCGGAGCCGAUCGAGCCGACAUUCAGAAGACGUCCGCACACUUGACCACUGACUGGAUACGGGCCUGAUCUUCCUGACUUCACUAUGACCCUCAGAUUCCUGUUGGUAGCCUCAGCUCUCUUUCUGGGGGCCACGCUCACCAUCUCGCUGGCAGACCGCACCGCACAGUGCAAAAUCAAAUGGUUGUUUGGGAUCUCGUGCAGCGAUGUCCAGGGGAGGCUGGUGGACCAGAUCAAGGCCUGGCAGAUCAGGCAAAGCUGUCUGUAUGCAGGAGAGCGGUGCUCGUACGAGCUUGUGUCGACAGCUCCUUACCUGAUCAAAGCCACGCACACGUCUCCCACGACAAGGAAAGUGAACAACCUUCAGUUUCUUCUAGAGCAGUCCACCAUCUGCAAAGUGACUGGUGACGCGGUGUCUGAGUUUUCCAAAGAUCCGGCUGACAACAGCACAAACUACUGCAGCCUCCAGAACCUGAUGGAUGGAAGUGACCUGAUCGAUGCUGAGGGAUACAAACAGUUCAGCAAUAAGUGGAUCUGUCCUGGGUUUGAUGCUGCAAACUGCACCAUGUCUUAGGAGGAGAGUAGAUCCUGAGUAAACAGUGCAUUUAUUCUCUGUAGUUCCUGUGUGCAUAAUUUAGCUUUAUUUUGAAUGAUUAAUACUUUUUAAUAGUAUCAUGAAAUGACAAGUUGCAGACCAGUUACCGGGAACAAAAGGUUUGUUUUACAUAAAUUAAAUGAAAACAAUGGAGGAAUUUUGUAAACCACUGAUGCACAGAAAUUUAACCUGAAUAAUAUUUAAAUGUUUAAUGGCUGAUUUUGUUUUUAAAAUAAAUUAAUUAACUGUUUUUGUGUCACUCCUUAAGAUGAAGAUUAAAAACAAGGUAGAAACAAAGAAGAACAAAAUGAUAAGAGACUCCCCUGUACUGAUAUGAGUAGAGUAUGUGAUGCUGUACUGACAAUAAUAUUUCAUUAUUCUAUUUAUCUACAAUUUGUCAAUGAGUCCAGUUGACUAAGAAUACAUAAUAAUUAGUAUUAUUUGAGGGAAUUUGCAAACUCCCAGUAAGAAACUGGUACUUUGGGACACAGGUGACGGAGUGUGACACACAUUAUCUGAGAAAAUACACAAAUAUGAUCUGAAAAAUCUUUGCAGUUUAAUCAUUAUACAAAGUUAGUCAUUAACAGGUACUUCAUUUUGUGAAAAUCUACAUGUGUAAAUAUAGUCUUUGGUGUGUAUUUGACAGCAGUUUAACGUGAAAAAUAAAGUAAUAAUAAUGAUACAAUCUGUUAUGAAUGCACAGAGAGGUCAAGUGCUGCAGAGCUGCAUCUUAUACACUGACGUGAUGGAGAGGUUGUGUUCAUCAUUCAAGUGCUGUCGAGUUUGAAUGGUUUCCUUUCAAAAAGAGCUGGCAUUAGGGGACAUACAUUUUACAAUACACAUUGAUUUAUUAUUAUUAUUAGACAGUUAAAACAGAGACACACAAGCCUUUGUUUCAGUUCAACCUGCGCCAUCUGCAGGUAAGAAAUAUAACAGCAGCAGCAGCAGGUUCGUUCUGCACAAAUGUUACUUUUCUGUAGGUGUCGCUGUUUGACGCGUGUUGAACUGGACAAUGACCGCUCCCCCUUGUGGAGAAGCUGCUGCAGCAGCGAGGUGGUGAAUGAGUUUCCCACCAGUUUGCAGAAAGUGUUUUGCUGACAUGACGACUUGGUGCAAAGGUAGCAUGACUCAGAGCUGCCAGCAGACAAACCACACUUCAGUCAGAUGAUCCUGCUAAAUCUCUGAAGCUGAUUAUGAGGUUAAUUGAUGAAAGACAAUAUUUAAACUUGUUGGAAUCAAACAUUUAAAUUGAAACUGUUUAUCAACAAUACUUGUUGAAUUUUACAAAUAUAUAAUGUUUUAAAUUUGAGGUUAUUUACAUAUGAAUAUAUGA